Messenger RNA from Xenopus tropicalis (tropical clawed frog), 3853 nucleotides. It is a transcript of the gene has3, whose product is annotated as hyaluronan synthase 3. The record is from RefSeq and is a predicted model, not a curated record. NCBI's taxonomy places the organism in Eukaryota, Metazoa, Chordata, Amphibia, Anura, Pipidae. The transcript has 4 exons. Gene Ontology annotation, cellular component: membrane. The coding region runs from base 141 to 1778 and encodes 545 amino acids.
GGGAGAUAAAGGUGACGGAUAGGGAACAGGAGGAGGAGAGGCUGCAGCAAGGCACAAGGUGAGGGGACAAAGAGAGAGAAGAUGUGAGAAGGCGCCUGGUGCUCGAAGGAAAAUCAGUAGAGGACAGAAGCCACCAAACGAUGCCUGGGAAGUUUCAGACUGGUCUGAGGGUGCUAGGCACUAGCCUCUUUGCUUUGCUGGUGUUGGGGGGCAUCUUGGCUGCAUAUGUGACAGGGUAUCAGUUUAUACAUACUGAUCGACACCAUCUCUCAUUUGGGCUGUACGGAGCCAUCCUGGGUCUCCAUUUACUCUCUCAGAGCCUCUUUGCCUUUUUGGAGCACAGGAAGAUGCGGGGAGGUGGACGGCGUCCUACAGGAAAGUCCACAGUGGCACUUUGCAUUGCAGCAUAUCAAGAGGACCCAGAAUAUUUACGAAAAUGUCUGCGGUCAGUACGCCGCCUCUCAUAUCCUCACCUUCGUGUGCUGAUGGUGGUGGAUGGGAACACAGAAGAGGACAGAUAUAUGAUGGACAUAUUCCGAGAGGUCAUGGGGUCAGAGGGAACCUGCUGCUACAUUUGGGACAAAAAUUACCAUGAAUCAGAGGAGGGAGGACAAGAGGGUGAGAGGGGAGUAGAGGAGAUGGUGAAGAACUUCCAGUAUGUCUGUAUCAUGCAGAAGUGGGGUGGAAAAAGGGAGGUCAUGUAUACAGCAUUUCGUGCACUUGGCGACAGUGUGGACUAUGUCCAGGUCUGUGACUCGGACACCGUGUUAGACCCAGCUUGCACUGCUGAGAUGCUGCGCAUUUUGGAGGAAGAUCCUGACGUGGGGGGUGUAGGCGGAGAUGUGCAGAUCCUCAAUAAGUACGAGUCCUGGAUCUCAUUUCUGAGCAGUGUCCGCUACUGGAUGGCAUUUAAUGUGGAACGUGCCUGCCAGUCAUACUUUGGCUGCGUUCAGUGCAUCAGUGGCCCACUGGGAAUGUAUAGGAACAGCCUUCUGCAGUAUUUUUUAGAAGACUGGUACCAUCAAACAUUUUUGGGACAGAAGUGUAGCUUUGGAGAUGACAGACAUCUAACCAAUCGUGUACUAAGUAUGGGAUACCGAACUAAGUAUACAGCUCGGUCUCGAUGCCUGACAGAGACACCGACACGGUAUUUGCGCUGGUUGAACCAACAAACCCGCUGGAGCAAAUCGUACUUCCGUGAGUGGCUGUACAAUGCACUGUGGUUCCACAAACACCACCUCUGGAUGACCUAUGAAUCUGUGGUUACUGGAUUCUUUCCCUUCUUCUUGGUGGCCACAGUGGUUCAAUUAUUUUACCGUGGUCGUGUUUGGAACAUUCUUCUUUUUCUGCUGACAGUACAGCUCGUUGGUAUUGUGAAGGCAACCUAUGCCUGCUUACUUCGAGGUAAUGCUGAAAUGAUUUUUAUGUCACUUUAUUCACUUCUCUACAUGACUAGCCUUCUGCCUGCAAAAAUAUUUGCAGUGAUCACCAUCAACAAGUCUGGCUGGGGCACUUCAGGGCGCAGGAAGCUGGUGGUGAAUUUUAUCGGUAUGGUGCCUGUGUCUGUUUGGUUUUGCAUUCUGCUGGGAGGAUUAGUAUACACAGCAUAUUGUCAGAGUCAAGAUCCAUUUACUGAAACAGAACUGUUAUUCCUGGUGACAGGUGCCAUCUUAUAUGGAUGUUAUUGGGUGGCACUUCUCAGUUUAUAUCUUGCAUUGAUUGCCCGGCGGUGUGGGAAGAGACAAGAGCUGUACAACUUAGCAUUGGCUGAGGUCUGAAGGACAGAAAAAAAGCAGGCUUUAUUUUGUUUACAACGAAAACCUAGGAUGACUACUUGUUUUGAAAUACUAUAAAAGCAUCACAAGUUCAUAAGUUUCCAAAAUAUUACAACUGCAACACACUGAACAUUUUUCAUGCAGCUGAGCACAGCAAAGGCAGACCUGCAUUUUCAAAACUAUUGAUGGAGCUUUUCUCACCAGCAAUGUCUUAAGCAGCUAAGACCAUUCUAUGCAAAUGUAUACCUCAGGCAGAACCAGAGCCAGCUGCCAAAGCAAUAAAGCCCUCAGUGGCGCAGCCUUAACUCAGAACCUGUUCCUGUGAAUAAAAAAUGUAAAAGUAAAGCAUCAACAGAAUACAUAGCACCAAACAAACUAUAAAAGGGAAGAAACAAUGCAAAAUUUGAAACAGGGCGCAACUUUGAUAUCUGUUUACUGUGAUCAGCUGCUAUAAAGCAUUUUACACCAAAAAGUUUAGACUUACCUGAUGGGGAUGUAGUAUCAUACUUCUGCAGGAAAAAAUAAGCCAAAUGAUCAAAAUCCUAUUAAAAAUGUUUGAUAACAAGGCUGGUGGGUGUGUAAAUGGGAAAUAUACAAACAAUGUAGGUCAAGGGCAUCCUGCACACACACACAAAUAGUUGUGCUGGGCCUUCUUUAUCUACUUGAACUACAUUGAUUGAUGUAGUCAUACGUCAGGGAGCUGCACCAACAGAAGUAAAGCUAUUUACAUGCACAGGGAGUGUUCCCAAUUCUAAAAUUUAGUGGAAGAAUAUAAUGUGUGCUAUGUCACAUGGUUGCGAAUAUGGUGGAUUCCUGGAACAGCAAUACAGUAAGAUAAGACUGAAAAAAAAACUUUCUGCUUUUUGGAAAAUAUGCAUGAAAAUAGUGGCCCAGUGACCUUUGCUAGCUGAAGCAUCAUAGUCGUUAUGAGAUUGAUCUUUUCAACAAUAACAAUUUAUAUUAACCCAUGGGAUUUUAUUGUUUGGUGAAUGCUGCACUUUUGAAAUUCCAUGCAGGCCUUAUAAAGAAACAAACAUCAGUCCUACUUACCUCUGGAUGCAGCUUUACAUUUUUUUCCAUAACUGAACUUUUAUGGCUGUUUUAUUAUUGUUAUGCAUGAUUUUUUAAAACCCUAUGCUCAUGCUGCUAGAUAGCCUGUAGAUCAGCACCGUCCAGCUUAUUACAUGUAGUGGGACGAUUAUUUCUCGUAUAAGUUCGAGGGCAGGAUUAAAUUGGAAUGAAGAUGUCAUACAGUGAGGUGUAUGGAGUCUUUGAGCAGUAUGGGAGCCAUAAAAAGUCUUUGGAGGGUGACAUCUGGCCUGAGGGCCUCCAGCUGAACAGCUUUGAUAAAGAUAUAAUAUAAAAAGUAAUGUAUGUAUAAAUUACUUUCUAGUUAUCUUUAGAACAGUGAGCUAGGCCAUGAAUCCUGACUCCUUGAUUAUAACUGUAGGAUUUACAGCCUUUAGUGUAAUACCUGGUGCUCUUAAGUGACAGCGCAAAAAUGCAGCACUGCGCGUUUGUGAAUGAUAAAUAUUUUUCAGUUGACAUCACAAGUAGUUUGCAGGCGAUUCCAAAGCAGAGUGAACAGUAGGGUCAGUAUAAAGCAUAUCAGCUAUGUGCGUUACCCUUAGGCUAUGAUUAGAUGCCCUCCUUUCUGAAAUUGUUAAAAUGUUAAAGGAAAUUUACUUUAAGUGCUGUACAUGGACCCUAUUGCUGCCUACCACCUACCUAUCACUCAUCUUUCCAACCUCAUAUUUGUUGUAGCUAUCCUGUGGCUUGCUAUGUUUUCCAUGCUCAAAAUAUAUUAAAAUUCCCAAAUUACCCCCAUCACUUCAUGUGAAUCCCAUGAAAACACCAGCAAAGAUGACUUUCAUGAAAGAACUGUGUAAAAUUGCCCAAACUAAGAUUAUGGAUUGCCAACACAGUUGCUAGGUGUGUCUGCCAGGCAACCUCUUUUCUAUUUAAUAUGACUUUUAUGUACCUGAAAAUGCAAACAUCAGAAAACGAUUUAGCUAAAAGAUGUAUGGAUACAUUAGUACCCCUACAGCAAUACUAAAAUGAUGUACAAUUAUUAUUUC